Sporisorium graminicola is the source of this 1128-nucleotide messenger RNA. RefSeq lists its product as uncharacterized. NCBI's taxonomy places the organism in Eukaryota, Fungi, Basidiomycota, Ustilaginomycetes, Ustilaginales, Ustilaginaceae. Gene Ontology annotation, molecular function: beta-1,4-mannosylglycoprotein 4-beta-N-acetylglucosaminyltransferase activity. Gene Ontology annotation, cellular component: membrane. The record is from RefSeq and is a predicted model, not a curated record. The transcript has a single exon. Bases 1 to 1128 code for a protein of 375 amino acids. Gene Ontology annotation, biological process: protein N-linked glycosylation; N-acetylglucosamine metabolic process.
AUGGCAGCCCGCUUCUUCACACGAUGCUUCGACAAGCUCCGUCGUAGGUGGCUGCUUGUCGGCGUCUUAGCCUUUCUCCUCACUGCCGCCUUCCUCUUCAAUCGCGAUCGCACCCUUCAGAACACGCUCAGUUACAGCACACGGCCCUUGUGGGACAAGCAGGACCGCACCUAUCCGCAGCAAGAAUUUCGACACUAUACAGCAUGGUCCGUCGCAGCCAACGAUACAGCAGCUUGUCAACGUCACGGCUGGGCGUCCUACGUUCAGCGACCCAAAGUCCUUGACGUGAUCAUCUUUAGCGUCGAGCUCGAGAUGCUCGAGCUACGCUUGCAGGAGCUGUACGACGCUGUCGAUCUUUUCGUCAUCGUAGAGAGUAACACCACCUUCACAGGCAAGCCCAAACAACUUGGCUUUGAUGCCAGCAGAUAUGCCAAAUACAGUGACAAGAUCCGCUACUUUACCAUUGGAGGCAGAGCACUUGCUCCCGGCGAAAGUCCUUUUGCAAUUGAGGGCGAGCAACGAAUGCAUGUCACCGACUUGCUUCGAAGCCAAGUCCAGCCACCAGAAGGCAGUUUGAUCAUCAUGUCCGACGUAGACGAACUGCCGUCUCUCAGCGCUGUGCAGCUCCUCUCGACUUGUCGAUCGCCCCUGCCCUUGCACCUCUCGUUAAAAUCUUACGUCUACUCUUUCGAGUUUCCAACUACAACAAAGUCAUGGAGAACCCAGGUGCAUGCGUGGUCCUCAACAGACACAUGGUACAACCACGGCAAAAGCACCGACCUGCUUCUGCUUGAUGCCGGCUGGCACUGCUCGUCUUGCUUCCGACGCAUCUCGGACUAUCAGUUCAAGAUGCAGUCCUACAGCCACAGCGACCGUCUGUUUGGCAAUCGACAUUGGCACCAGCUCUUGCAACCCAAAGCCAUCUUGCACAAGAUCUGCCAAGGCAAGGACCUAUUUGACAUGCUGCCAGAAGCCUACACCUGGAGCGAGCUUUUGUAUCGAUGGGACGGUGAGACCAAGAGCAACAGCGUAGCCAACCUGCCGAGAGGCCUCUCCGCCAAUCAGCAACACUUCGAAUUCCUGCUGCCUGGUGGGUGUACGGCCAGAGACAUGUCGUCUGCUUUGUAA